Messenger RNA from Alligator sinensis (Chinese alligator), 1520 nucleotides. RefSeq names its product heterogeneous nuclear ribonucleoprotein C (C1/C2) (gene HNRNPC). Gene Ontology annotation, cellular component: nucleus. The coding region runs from base 401 to 1294 and encodes 297 amino acids. The record is from RefSeq and is a predicted model, not a curated record. Gene Ontology annotation, molecular function: RNA binding. Lineage: Eukaryota; Metazoa; Chordata; Crocodylia; Alligatoridae. The transcript has 7 exons.
AUUUUUCCUGCCUUUCCACUGAUUUCCUUUUUAUUGUUGUUGCUAGUUACUAUUACUAUUAUACUACUAUAAUGCUGAUGACUUUACUAUGCUGAUAUAUUACUGAUGGUGAUGAUAAAUGACACUGCUGAUUUUUAACCAGAUGAAAUCGCGUUUUUCUGAGUGUUCCUGACUGAGCUGGGUUUUUACCCUUUGUGAGAGACAACAAGGUUUUUGCAUUUUUAAAGUGGAUUGAUCACGCUAACUCUUUUUCCCCCCUUGACUGCUGAGAGUGGGACCUGGUUUCUCCUGAACUGUUUUAGAGCGUCUCUGGAAGUCUGUAUUUUUAUUUUUUCUUUUGUUUUUUUUAUUUUUUUAUUUUUUAAUCUUUCGUUUGUGCCAUUUUUAAACUUGCUGCCGUAUGAUGUCUGUGGUGCUGAUCGCCCGUGGUGGCGAUGGCCCUUCCCCAACAGCCCCCUCCUCUUGUGCCCCCAAAACCCUCCUCCUGCUCUCUUCCUCUACGCCGUCCUUCCCUCAAAACAACCCACCACCACGCCACGGACACCUGGCCUGGAGCGGCAGCAACAGCCAAUGGAACCGCCCGUGGAGCAGAUACAAACCCAUCCCAGGCGAUGACAUAAACCUGGCAGCCGAGCCGAAGGUGAAUCGAGGCAAGGCGGGUGUGAAGCGAUCGGCGGCGGAGAUGUACGGGUCAGUAGCUGCACCACCUUCUCCGUCCCCUCUAGUCAGGUCUUCCUUUGAUCUGGACUAUGACUUUCAGCGGGAUUACUAUGACAGGAUGUACAGCUACCCGGCACGUGUGCCCCCACCUCCCCCCAUCGCCCGAGCGGUGGUGCCCUCAAAACGCCAGCGUGUCUCUGGCAAUACCUCCCGCCGUGGCAAGAGUGGCUUCAACUCCAAGAGUGGCCAGCGGGGAUCGUCCUCCAAGUCUGGUAAAUUGAAAGGUGAUGAUCUCCAGACCAUUAAGAAGGAGCUAACCCAGAUCAAACAGAAAGUGGAUUCCCUGCUGGAGAGCCUGGAAAAGAUCGAGAAGGAUCAAAGUAAACAGACGGAGCAGAAGAACGACAAGUCUGAGGAGGAGCAGAGCAGCAGCUCCAUGAAGAAGGAGGAGAGCAAUGUAAAGCUGGAGUCUGAGGCAGGGGCAGAUGACUCUGCCGAGGAGGGGGAUCUACUGGAUGAUGAUGAUAAUGAGGAUCGGGGUGACGACCAGCUGGAGUCCAUCAAGGGUGAUGAGAAGGAGGCAGAAGAAGGAGAGGACGACAGAGACAGCGCUAAUGGCGAAGAUGACUCCUAAGCACCCAGUGAAGCCCCCGGCAAGGUGCCCAUCUGAUAUUUGAGCCUGUCACUGGCCCCUCCCCCGCCUCCUCCUCACUGCCCGCCCCCUGUGUUCAUGGUGUUGUCUCCUGCCACAUCCCUGCUCUCAUCGUAGUUCUGUUAAGUCCCCUGUAAUUUUCCUCUUUUAAUUUUGAUACCUCUUUAUGACUUAACAAUAAAAAAGGACGUAUGGUUUUUACCUGGUG